AUGCGAGCAGUCCCAGGUAAAGUGUCCCAGCUCUCUAUGGAGGCGCUGGAUGACUCCAACUCUCUGAAGGUGAUGUGGGCUCCCCCUGGUGGAGACUGGGAUAAGUACAGGGUGCUGCUGUUAAAUGGGACCCAGACUCUGGAUAACAGGACCGUGGAGAAAGAAGUGGUGGAGUACACCUUCUCUGGCCUGGGACUGGUUCCUGGGAGGACCUACAGGGCUGGGGUCAUGGUGGAGAGCACUGGGGAGCAAGGCACUGUGGAGUACUGCCACAGAGGAAUAGACCUCCCUCAGCGCCCUGUGGAGUCACGCCCCCAACUCAGCCAACACGGCUACGCCGUUAGCUCCGCCAUGGCAAUGCCACGGUUGCCCACGAGAGACCUGACCCGUGACAUGAGGGAGUGCACCUUCAACGUGCUCAUGCCUGGACGCGUGUUCACCAUUACCGUGACAACCAAGAGCGGGGAACUCAACAGCUCUGUGUCUGUGCUAGGGAGGACAGUACCUCUGGAGGUGAGGCGUGUCCACCUGAGCAACCAGGGCCACGUGGACAGGUUACAGGCCAGCUGGGAACUCCCCCCUGGAGAUCUGGACUUCUGCAGCCUGCAGCUCCUCCACAACAACCGGGCUGUGCAGAACCACACCGUCCCAGCCAACACCACCUCUCUGCAGCUCAGAGACCUCAGGCCUGGCGCCUCCUACAGCCUGGUGGUCAGUACUGUCAGUGGUGGGAUGGUGUCGAAGCAGGCCGUGGCUGAGGGACGCACUGUACCAGCUGCGGUCGGAGAGGUCACGGUCAGUAACAACGGUCGUCCAGACUUCCUGGGGGUGUCGUGGCAGCCAGCGGUCGGAGAUGUGGACAGUUACCUGGUCCUACUGAAGGACCGCGACAGGACCGUACACAACCUGGUGGUUUCUAAGGCAAGCCCAGAGUGUGUGUUUAACUCCCUCACAGUCAGGGAGGCUGUACACCGUCUCCAUAGCAACCCGCAGCGGCAGCUUCCAGAACAACACGGUGGUGACGGCUCCAACACGCAG
Messenger RNA from Oncorhynchus gorbuscha (pink salmon), 1038 nucleotides. Its product is annotated as receptor-type tyrosine-protein phosphatase beta-like. The record is from RefSeq and is a predicted model, not a curated record. Gene Ontology annotation, molecular function: cadherin binding. The annotation marks the transcript as partial. Gene Ontology annotation, biological process: angiogenesis. The transcript is spliced from 5 exons. NCBI's taxonomy places the organism in Eukaryota, Metazoa, Chordata, Actinopteri, Salmoniformes, Salmonidae.